Molecule: messenger RNA, 510 nt
Organism: Nematostella vectensis (starlet sea anemone)
Lineage: Eukaryota; Metazoa; Cnidaria; Anthozoa; Actiniaria; Edwardsiidae
Product: beta-1 adrenergic receptor-like
Exons: 1
Coding region: 1-510 (169 amino acids)
Biological process (GO): G protein-coupled receptor signaling pathway
Cellular component (GO): membrane
Molecular function (GO): G protein-coupled receptor activity
Source: RefSeq, a predicted model, not a curated record
AUGCAGACUAACGAAACAGUUGAACAGACUUGCUGGUUCAUCGUACUGGAUCGCGCGUCCGUAGAACUAGCCUACACCAGCUAUGUCGUCAACAUUGUCCUCAACUGCCUUUUCUCCCCUCCUACGAUCCUCCUGAACAUUUUGGUCAUUCUUGCAAUAUACCAGACGCCAUCUCUUCACUCUGCAUCAAACAUUCUUAUUUGCAGCCUGUCUUUCUCGGAUCUCCUCAUCGGUCUCGUGACGCAGCCUUUUUACGUGGCGUACAAAUUCUCAGAAAUCAGUGGCAAAUUCGAGGAAUUCUGCAACGCAGGGGUGCAAAUUGUUGCGCUUGUCUCAAGCUACUUCCUGGCCGGCACAUCGUUCUAUACUCUUACAGUUAUGAGUCUUGACCGAUGCCUUGCGUUACACUUAGGACUGCGUUACCGUUUGAUUGUCACGCAAUGCCGCGUUGUCAGACUGGUGGUGAUCCUGUGGGUUUUCGCUGUGUUCACUGGGUUCCUACAGCUGUAG